Molecule: messenger RNA, 2860 nt
Organism: Tilletiopsis washingtonensis
Lineage: Eukaryota; Fungi; Basidiomycota; Exobasidiomycetes; Entylomatales
Product: cysteine proteinase
Exons: 6
Coding region: 257-2677 (806 amino acids)
Biological process (GO): protein deubiquitination
Cellular component (GO): cytosol; nucleus
Molecular function (GO): cysteine-type deubiquitinase activity; cysteine-type endopeptidase activity
Source: RefSeq, a predicted model, not a curated record
CCUCGCGUCGUCCCCUCCAGCGCUCCCUGCUCCCCGCCUACUCUUGUUCUGUGCUCGCACUGCACCCGCAGCACUCUUUCCCGAGUCAGCAGCGACUGCUCCUCUGCGCACGCCGCCAAUCGCCACUCCAGCGCGCACCCUUGCGUGCUCCACCUCGUCGGCUCUUAGCCUCGACGCUCCCUCCUCGGCGUAGCACACGCUCGGGAGACCGCGGCUCGAGACUCAGUCUCGCCGCACCACGCCUCCGCAGGCCAUCAUGGCAGACCUCGGCAGCGAUGCGGCCGGGCCCUCGCGCCCGCCGCUGUCGCGCGCCUCGCAGCUUGCCCCACCUCCACGCUCGCAGGAGCUCAGCUUCUCACUCGCCUCGGCUGCCUCGGAGGGCGGCCUGCUGCUCGCUCCUCCGAGCGACGCAGCACCUGCCGCCUCUUCUUCGUCUGCCUUUCCCUCCGCUGCGCCGCCUGCCCGCUCGCGCGCCUCAAAAUCGCCACUGCCCGCUUCCGAGGCACAGCCUCAGCGCGCAGCACCUCCAUCCGCAACGCACUCCGAGCUCGGGCCGCUGCCUCGCUCGCCUCGGCCGCCACCAUCAGCCAGCGCCGGCGCACUGACGCUCGCUGCGCGACUGAGAUUGCCGCCGCGUGUCUUCCCGCGGUCAACGAAGCCGGCAGCCGCUGCCGCCAAGGACGUCGCAGUGGCGCCGAGCGCUUCGUCAGACGCGGCGCCGCAUGCUUUGACGACGGAGAACUUGCAGCGAGCAGAGAAGAGCCAGGGAGCCAGUGCCAGCGGACCUCCUACGGAGAGCCGCAAUGGCGAGGCGACAGGCCGCGGCUUCAUGCCGCCGUCUGACGGCACGGCGGUCGUCUCGCCGCCUGCCUCCACAGCAGGUGCCUCGACGUCUGGCAUGCGCUCCCCUCGCAUGCCGAGUGUGCCAGCGUGGGGUGCGCCGCGCUCCUGGGCCAACCUUGCCUCCACCUCCAACGGCAUCUCGAUCUCUGUGCCGGCGUCGGGCUCCGCAUCGGCUGCUGCCUCUGCGUCCGCUUCUCCUUCGGCGCCGCUGUCGCCGGCAUCGCGACGGAAGAAGUCGUCGCGCUCGGAUCAGCAGGCGCAGAAGCGACCGAAGCUCUCGCUCAAGGAGCAACUGCGCGCGGCAGAGCGCUCCUUCGUUGCGCCGCUGACGCGGCCUCGCGGCAUGAUCAACACUGGCAACUUUUGCUUCGCCAACGCUAUCCUGCAAGUGCUUGUGUACUGCGCGCCCUUCACGAACCUGUUCUCCUUGAUCGGAAGCUCCAUACCCGCGGAUCUGUCCAACUCGACGCCGCUGAUGGAGGCAGUCAUCCACUUCCUGCGCGAGUUCCACCCCGCGGACGCUGAGCGCUCGGGUAACGAGACUCCGGACGAGCCCUUCGCGCCGGAGUUCGUGUACGACGCCAUGCGGCUGACGAAGCGCUUUGACACCAUGCGCCGCGGCCACCAGGAGGACGCAGAAGAGUUCCUGGGCUUCCUGCUCGACACGCUGCACGAAGAGCUGCUCGUUGCGCUUCGUCGUCUCGCGGCUCGCUCUGGCACAGAAGAGGAGGCAGAGGAGGGAGCAGAGGGCGUGGUCGCAGAGGAUGAUGAGGCAGAGGAGCAGCGCAUCGUGCGUCGCCCGAGCUCGCCAGAGGCAGAGGGCUGGAUGGAGGUCGGGACGAAGGGCCGCGUGGCACACACGCGUACUACGGCCACGUCCGACUCGCCCAUCACGCGCAUCUUCGGCGGCAAGCUGCGUUCCGUCCUGCGCACGCCCGGCGCGAAGGACAGCGUCACGCUCGAGCCAUACCAGCCGCUGCAGCUCGAUGUCGGCCCGCCCAGCGUGCGCUCCGUCUCUGACGCGCUGCGCAACCUCUGCGUGCCAGAGGUGAUCCCCGGCGUGUGGAGCCCGUCGCGCGGCGCUGCUGUGGACGCGACCAAGACGGUGCUCGUCGAGAGCCUGCCGCCUGUGCUCGUGCUGCACCUCAAGCGCUUCGUCUACGACGGCGGCGAGGUGCUCAAGGACUCCAAGGAGCUCGCUUUCUCGCAGGAGCUCGAGAUCGACGAGAGCGUCAUUGCGCCUGCUCGGCGCGCCGAGGCACAGAGGCACUACCGCCUGUUCGGAGUCGUGUACCACCACGGCCGCUUUGCGUCUGGCGGUCACUACACGGUCGACGUCCUGCGGCAGGACGGCCAGCAGUGGCUCCACAUCGACGACACGAAUUGGCAGAUCUGCCCGCCGCCGGGCACGCCGUCUGCCUCGGCGCCGAUUGGCCAGCUGAACAGCUCGAUCCCGCCGCGCACGCACAACGGCGUGGCGUAUCUGCUCUUCUUUGCGCGCACCGAUGCGCUGCAGGCUGCGACGGGCGCGACAGCAAGCGCCACCCCCGCGGCUGCAGCUCCGGCACUGGCGACGCCUGCGCCUCAGAAACCGAAGGCCAACGGCGUCAAUGGCCACGCGAAGCCUGCCACGCCGGUCGCAGCCGCUUCGGCAACGCUCCCCAGCGCUGCCAACACGCCGCUGUCACCCGCUGCUGGCGCUGCGGCCGGAGGCGCUGCUCCGCGCCCAAAACGCGUCGUGCCAGGCGCGGCGCCGCCUGCGCCGACGAAGAAGGAAAAAGCUGCUGCUGCCGCGGCAGCGCAGCACCGGAUGGGCACGCAUGUGGUUGCGUGAGGAGUGCUCAUCCGCUAGGUGAAAGGUGGCUGGCUGUCCUCAAGCUCUUGGUCACUUCGCCGUCUCGUCGCUACUGCAACAUACCGCCUUCUUCAUUCUGACGUACGUUCCCCGACCCGCUUGCUCCCACACAUCACACAUCUGUACGCGUCCGUCCACGCUACGCCCGCAAUGCAUGCUCCG